Molecule: messenger RNA, 4284 nt
Organism: Chelmon rostratus (copperband butterflyfish)
Lineage: Eukaryota; Metazoa; Chordata; Actinopteri; Chaetodontiformes; Chaetodontidae
Product: protein disulfide-isomerase TMX3-like
Exons: 16
Coding region: 31-1395 (454 amino acids)
Biological process (GO): peptidyl-cysteine oxidation
Cellular component (GO): endoplasmic reticulum
Molecular function (GO): protein disulfide isomerase activity
Source: RefSeq, a predicted model, not a curated record
AUUUCCUGCUUGCUGUUUCCACUCGAAGCGAUGGCAGAAGUGAAAGCUUCGCUGCUUUGUGGAGUUGUAGCCGCUUUCCUCAGUUCGGCGGUGCUCGCGUUUGUUGAAGAUCUCGAUGACACAUUCAAAGACACCAGAGUGAACGAUAUCUGGCUGGUCGAUUUCUAUGCGCCGUGGUGCGGCUACUGUAAAAAGCUAGAGCCAGUAUGGCAGGAGGUGGGAGUCGAGCUGAAGAGCUCCGGGUCGCCGGUUCGCGUGGGAAAGAUGGAUGCCACUGCUUACUCUGGAAUGGCAUCAGAGUUCGGCGUUCGCGGUUACCCCACAAUAAAACUGUUAAAGGGUGAUCUCGCCUAUAAUUACAAGGGACCAAGGACAAAAGACGACAUUGUAGAAUUUACCAACAGGGUGGCAGGACCGGCGGUCCGGGCACUUCCCAGCAAGCAGAUGUUUGAGCACAUGUUGAAACGACACGAUGUGCUUUUUGUGUACGUCGGUGGGGAGUCUCCCCUCAAAGAGAAGUACAACGACGUCGCCUCUGAGCUCAUCGUCUACACUUAUUUCUUCUCGGCUUCAGAGGAAGUUUUUCCAGAGUCAGUAACUUUGCCUGAGCUUCCUGCGGUCGUAGUCUUUAAGGAUGGAGGCUACUUUACCUACGAUGAGUAUGAAGAUGCUAGUUUGUCGUCAUGGGUGAACAAGGAGCGCUUCCAAGGAUACCUCCAGAUUGAUGGCUUUACACUCUAUGAGCUGGGAGAAACAGGCAAAUUGGUGGCGAUUGCAGUCAUCGAUGAGAAGGACCCCACAGAGGAGAGUGGCAGAUUAAAGACCUUGAUUCAGAGGGUGGCGAAGGAAUACAGAGAACAUUUUAACAGAGACUUCCAAUUUGGCCACAUGGAUGGGAAUGACUACAUUAACAGCCUCAUUAUGGGCGAGGUGACGGUGCCCUCCGUUAUCAUCCUUAACACAUCCAACGAGCAGUACUUCCUGCCCAGUGAGCCGAUUGAGACCAUGGAGCAGCUGGUCCAAUUCAUCAACGGUGUUUUGAACGGUUCUGCACAGGCUUAUGGAGGUGAUGGCGUCAUUCAGAAGAUCAAACGUGUGGCCUUUGAUGCCAGAUCCACCAUUAUGUCAGUGUUUCGCAGCUCUCCACUGCUGGGCUGCUUCCUGUUCGGCCUACCGCUGGGUGUAAUUAGCCUGAUGUGCUACGGCAUCUGCACAGCUGAGUCGGACGACGGUUCGGAUGACAUCGACGCGCUCAAGAGGGAGGGCCUGACCGACGAAGAGGAGGAAGAGGAGGAGGAGAGGCUACGCGCCGCUGAGCUGGAGGGCCCAGAAGAGGGCGAGAACGAGGAAGACGACGCCGAGGAGAAGGAUCCCGGGGAGAAGAAAACCGAUUAACACAGGGGCUCCUAUUGGAUGGAGGAUGAUAGGCCUAGUCAAAUACAGUGACAUGAAACUCAAAGACAUAUCAGUGUAUUACCAUUCUGCUUCUUUGUUUUUCAUAUCACUUCCCCGCGAAGCCCCUCCAGCACAGACUGCUGUCCCAUCUUUGAGCUCUGCGCGUCAGUUCGUUAGGUCAGCUGCUCAGUGAAGCCAAUGAAUCAUGUUUAAAACUAACAGCCUUUUUAAUGAUGGAGUCCAAACACAUAAUGUUCAACAGAGGAAAGGAUGGCUGUGAACCAAACAUACCAUUUAUUUAUUAUGAUUUGACCAACCAGUGGUUUAUUCCACGUGAUGUGUAACCCUUUCUCUGACAUUGUUAGGCUGUUGUUUUGUAACCACUUAAAUGCCCUUAUUAUAGCCUCUUUUUUGUCAUGUCCAAUAUCUUCUGUUUUUUUUUCUUUUUCCCUGUUCACUUUGUUAUGCUAGAAUAGCAGAUCUUGUAGAUGGUAGAUGAAUCUUGCCUUCAAACCGAGUACAACGCAAACACAGACUUUUUGUUCCCCUCUUCCCCCAACCCAAAGUGCAGGCUUAUCAUGUAUAGUGAGUGACGAGUGCAGAAAGCAAAGGAAGUGCCCAAGAAGGAAAAUCUGCCAUAAAUGAAUUGUGCUUUUUCUAUUGUAUGUUAUUGCCUGAAAAUAUUUCUUGUAGGGAUGCAAAGUGCCGAGCAUACGACUUAUUUCCCGUGCGAGCCACCUGUUAGUCUCCAUUCUUGCAGAGAGUUGAUGAAAAAGGUGAUUGGUAUCAGUCUGGCUGAUGCUGGAAUAUGGCAACUGCAUAUUUUCUUUAACUCAUUUCAACGCGACAUGAUCGACCAGCUAGAAAUCCCCAGUAUAGAUGGCUUGCAUCUGUACAGCAGACACCCAUAACAUGCAUCAGUAGCUCGUGCAGCUUUUAACAACUCAUAUUCCUCAGAUAGACCAGCUCUGACUGUUCCCAUAUUUCAAUCUUCCCUCCAUCACUGGUUGCCGUAUUGAAUUCAGUAGGUAGGUUGAAGUUUACAUCCCAAAGCACUGAGAAGUACAUGGAGCGUACGAAAUAAUAAGACCGUCUCCCUACUUUGAGUUUCACCCCUUUCUUUUUGUUAAAAUCCACUAUUGUCAGUUUUCUCAAGGCAUAGAAAUCCAUCUCCAUCCUAUUUUCAUACCCUUGUGACUAAAGUGUAUAUAAUAGCUUAAAUCAAGCAGGGGUUAUGGCUUCAGCUUGGAUUCAGCUGGCAAGCCUUUUCCAUGAAAAGAGCAAGUGCUCCUAAAAUCUGCUUCACCCAGUGUAAUACCAUUUUUAUGAAAAAUGCACAGUCGAGUGAACCUUAUUGAAUUUAGUUGCCUCUCUGGCAUGUUAAAGCACCUGAAAACAUGUUUUGUUAUCUUUAAUAUCUAUGAAGAUCAAUAUUUGUCACUAAAGUAGGGAGUUAUUUAAAAAAAAAAACAACCCGACAACACUCAAAAACUCAGGGUGUAAUUUUGAGAAUUGAUUUUCGGUGGCGUUUCCAUGGCAACAAAUGCAGAUUUCCCCCUGGCUGUCUUUAGAUUCUUACUCUUGAUUGGUCCAUGGAAGCACCCAGACAGCUUUUGACCAAUCAGCCACGCCCACUGCAAACCAGUGAGAAGAGCACAGACAAAAACACAAAUACUGCGUGAACAUCUGAAUAACCAGGAUGGUUCCAUAUUUAGCAGAUAACUCUUUCAUCACGUUCGACCCCAUCGCCGAUGAUGACUUGGCCUUUUGGGGAAAUCCGCUUCUUGGUUAGAUGCUGUUUAGCUUAGCACAAAGACUGGAAAUUGUUUGAAGAAAACCUAAAGUAACUUUAGGAAUUGUUAUGGUUGCCGUGGAGACGACCUACAAAGUCCCUGCGUCUGUCAAGAUUUAAUUUGGCAGAUAACCUCCAGAAAAACCAAACAGUCAUUGUCUUUACACUUCAGAUUUUAAUAAGAUGUUAAUUAGCUUCAGAGGUGAUGGUGGACUGAUUCUUAUCUCCUUUAGACGGGGCCAGGAUAGCUGUUUCCCACCGCUUCCAGUCCUUAUGCUAAGCUAAGCUAAUGAAACAUGAGCAGAUCUUCUGUCUCUCUGCAGCGAAGCAAAUAAGCGCUCUUCUCAAAACGCCAAACUAUUCCUUUAAACAGACACGCUGGAUUAUUAUUUGCUCUGAGUUUGUUUUACAUUAUUCAUCUGAAACACUCCUGCAUUGUGUUUAACGCGCAGAGCUGCAAAGCAAUUAUAAGUUUGAAAUGAGCAAUGAAAGCUGCUAUAACAGGCUUUCUCUCAAGGGGGCUUCGACACAUGGUAAUGAGUGAGCAGUCAGUUCGUUGUUGAACUUGGGUGCAGUCGAUUGACAAAGUAAUUUUAACCGUAGGUCCACAUCCUGGAUUUUUCUCGAGCCUUCUGUCGCGUCUCACGAGGUGACGCCCGAGCACACUACUAAGCGGGUCUUGAAUUAAGAUGUUAAUUUCAAACGGUACUGAAUGUUUUGAGCUGUUAUGUUAUUGUGUAAAGGUAAUCCCCCACUCCUCGCCCCCUUUCUGUUACCCUUUUUAAAACGCGUAGCUGAGUAAUAAGACGGCUGCGGGGUUUGUUAUUUCGUCGUGCUCAUUUUGUCGCUCAGUCUCUCUUGUAACUUGAUCCACUUAGGCACCUCAACCUAAGCACACCUGUUGUUUUUAAUAUACAGACGUUACCUGUAUUAUUACUGUGAAACUGCACUAAAGGAAACCAUGCCCUCGCCUUGCCUUCUGGUCUUUGUAGUUGCCUGCCAUUCUCUGCCAAACUUCUUCUUUGGGUUUGAAUUGAGAUUGUCACGUUUUGUUACAGGUUUGAAAGAUUGAAAUAAAGAUUGUCCUUUUUUUCUUG